Leishmania braziliensis MHOM/BR/75/M2904 is the source of this 1845-nucleotide messenger RNA. RefSeq lists its product as hypothetical. The record is from RefSeq and is a predicted model, not a curated record. Bases 1 to 1845 code for a protein of 614 amino acids. Lineage: Eukaryota; Euglenozoa; Kinetoplastea; Trypanosomatida; Trypanosomatidae. The transcript has a single exon.
AUGGAGCCUUCCACGUCAUCUAUCAGCGGCCUCGCAGGGGAUGCUUCCUCGUCGAGGGGGGCCGACCGCGGCGGACGCAGCACGUUUCGCGGUGGUCGCGGCAGCAGUGACCGCCGCGGUCGGGGUCACGUAUUUUCUCAUGGCAGUAACGACGCCUUCCGAGGGCGCGGCAGAUGUCGUGGCAGUGCUUGCUGGCGAAGCCGCGGUGACGGGCAGCGUGAAGGACGCGGGUUUGUAUCGAGAAACUUCAGGCGCCACCGCUCUCUCUCAGGGAAGCGCGGCUCCUACAAGCCGUGUGAGGGGGAAGCGGUGGUGAAGCGCGAGAAGAAGGAUCAAAAGCCCAACUCCAACUUUGCCCUUCUGUAUUCCAUGCUGGGUGACGCGGCCACAAUCGCGGAGUACAUUCGCGAUUACCACUCCAGCGAAAAGUUCCGAGACGCCAAGUCUGUCAACACAUUCUUGCAGGCUGUGAGCCAGCGACCCAAAGUAGUCUACGAGGAGCUCAUGUCGCACUACAAGGAUGAGGUUUUUACGGCACUCGAGCGCCUCUUUGCCUUGUAUGCCCUUGGCAAAACCCCAAUAACCCCGCCGGCGCAUGAGUUUUUAAUCCGCUGCGAACAAGAGGGUGUGCGCAAGUCGGGGUGGAGUGAGGGUGUUCGCACACUGCCCGCAAAUACAGCGGAGGCAGGGACCACCGUCUCAGCAGAGGGCGAUGCUGAGGCUGUGGCACCGCCACCGCCGCCUCCUGCACCGGUGGCGCUUCCGAUGGACACGGAGGCAGCAUCGCUUCUCUCACCUCGCGAAAUUCUAAGUAAGCUAGCUUCCCUUGACGCGGUUGGUCGCCUGCAGCGACUGAUUGAGAUGGCAAGAACUGUCGAUGACAUUCAGGUGUGCGCCAAGAAGCUGACGAACGUGCUCACCGACGCACAGAACGACGUUCAGAAUGGCAAUCAGCUCUCCAGGACUUCCGCAGAAAGGUUUGACUAUGCAGCCAAGUGCCAGCUGAUCAGCAAGCUGCUGUCAAAGGCGCGGCGAGUCGUAGAGCCGGCGUUUGCACUGCCGCCAAAGGCUACAACGAAAGGCACCUCGGUCGAUCAUGUGGACGAACUAGCCGGGGAGGCGACGGUGAGGCAGGAGCAGCAGGUGCCUGGUGGGGACGGCGAUGCGGUGCUGUCACAGACAACAACCGAAACCACAUCAUCUGCCGCCUCUGGUACUGGAGUGACGACUGCGACGCCCGUCGUCGCUCAACGUCGCGAUCCUCUCACGAAGAGCGAGAUCGCGGGCUUUCAGGUUGCCAUCUCUGUGGCUUUCCAUGCGUUGGAGACGGUGCUGGCGCAACGCUUACCGUCUGUCACGCAGCAGCCCCUUUCCAAGUUCGCCAAGAUGUUGGAGUGGUGCAAAGAGAAAAGCCUGUUGGCCGCUGAGGAUGAGCGAUUUGCAACGCUGCUCGAGCAACAGGCGGAGAAGGGCAUUGCGGAGCAGGCGAACCAGAUCGAAACUGUCAUCAACAUCAAGUCGCUGGCAGCCGGUGAUACCGACGCACUGCGCGAGGUAGUGAAUCAGCUGUGGGAGGCGGGGGGCACGAAGUGCUUGUCACCAUCAAGCCAGGAUGUACUCUCGGCCAUUGCUGUGGCCGCGUCUGUUGAGGGUAUCGCUGCUGAUGUGAAGCGGAUGGUAGCGGACCGUCUUCUGCAGACGCAGUGUCACCUCGCCGAUGGUAUAGUCCUACCGCGUCGGGCACUGCGCUUCGUGAAUGGCGAACGCAACAAGAUGAAGCAGGCCGCUAUCGCAAAGCAGCUGCUGGAAGAGGCAAGCAAGGACGAGACAGAGCAUGACGCGUGA